AUGGACCCAGAAAAGUGCGAAAAACCGUGCCAGAGCGAGGCCUCGCCGGGUUCUGCCAGUCCGAUACUAGCAGGCACUGUCACCGACACCGAAACUGAAGUGUUUGGUGGUGGUGAAGGAGCAGUAAACUUCCGGAACGUAGGAUGGAUUCGCGCAGCCAUGUUCAUGCUCAAGAUGACGUUUGCAACCGGCGUGCUUUCCUUACCUGCUGCUCUAAACGACCUCGGCGCUGUGCCUGGCGCGAUUUUCAUCCUCUUUUGGGGUUUAGUCAACACGUAUAUGGCUGUGCUGCAAGGUGAAUUCAAACUACGCCACCCCUCUCUUCAUACUGUUGCAGAUGGCGCAGAGAUUGCCGCUCUCCAGCUUAGCGGAGGGUCAAAGAAGUGGGCAGUGUUCUCCAAGGAAGUCACCGAGUUCUUGUACCUCGUCUCUUGGAUACUUUGCACUGGGCUCUCGAUCCUGGGUCUUUCUAUUGCUCUCAAUGCAGUUACACAUCAUGGGACCUGCACUGUCCUGUUUGCGUUCGUCUCAUAUAUCGUUGUUGCUACUAUUGGAAGCAUCCGAAAAAUCGAGAAAACGGCAUGGGUCACCUGGGUUGGAUUCAUCUCCAUCGUUGCCGCCAUCAUGGUGGUUCUCAUUGCAACUGCUAUCCGCGGCCGCCCUGCGGCAGCUCCAGCAAUUGGGGAUUACGAGCUGGGGUUUUCCGCAUUCCCGUCUUCGGCGGUGACGUUUUCAAGCGCAUGGUCAGCAUCGCUUAUCAUUUACGCCUCCUCUGCCAAUACGUCCGGCUACGUUCCCGUCAUUUCAGAAAUGAGGCGUCCUCAGCACUACUUCAGGAGUGUUUACGUCACCAUGGCCUGGAUUGUCAUUUCGUAUAUGGUUAUCGGCAUGGUGAUGUACCGUUACGCGGGUCAGUGGUUGGCGACCCCAGCUCUCGGUUCAGCUGGACCGACCAUUAAGAUUAUAUCAUACGCAAUAUCCAUACCCGGUCUGAUCGCUGGAGGCAUGAUUUGUGUACAUAUUUCUGGGAAAUCAAUAUUCGUUCGCGUUCUCAGGCGCUCACGACACCUCACGGGCAACACCUGGCAACACUGGACGGUCUGGUUGGCGUCAACCUACGGAACAGGACUCGUUGGCUGGCUGAUUUGCGAAGCCAUCCCAUUCUACGGAUCUUUGGUCUCAAUCAUCGGCUCUCUAGGCUUUGGCCCUCUAGGGAUAUGUUUACCUGCCGUCAUGUGGUUUUGCAUGCACCCCGAAUAUCGUCGUGGUGACCUCAAAUUGCAGGCGAUGUGGUGGUUACAUGUUGCCAUUCUUUGCAUGGGUAUCUUUGUUACGAUCGGUGGGACCCUUGCCAAUGUUGUUGUGAUAAUAGGGCAAUUCCGCGACGGUUCUGUUUCAGGUCCUUUUCAGUGUGCAGAUAACAGCAACACAGUGGGUUGA
Messenger RNA from Neoarthrinium moseri, 1440 nucleotides. RefSeq lists its product as uncharacterized. Gene Ontology annotation, biological process: amino acid transmembrane transport. The record is from RefSeq and is a predicted model, not a curated record. The coding region runs from base 1 to 1440 and encodes 479 amino acids. Lineage: Eukaryota; Fungi; Ascomycota; Sordariomycetes; Amphisphaeriales; Apiosporaceae. The transcript has a single exon. Gene Ontology annotation, cellular component: vacuolar membrane. Gene Ontology annotation, molecular function: amino acid transmembrane transporter activity.